AUGCAAACUACCUUUCCAGACAAACGGCCAAGUCUUCUACUCGGCAGUCCGAUCUUCCAAGGCUCGAGCGCGGGGUACCAAUUCGUCAACGGGCGGAGCGUGGCGCACAAGCUGCGCACACUGGAUAUGGGGGAGGCUGCCGCCAUGCCGUUGACGUAUGCCACUGAGUACGAGGCGUUAGUGGAACGGUUACAGAUUCAGCGCGGGGAACAAGCGGUGCUGUUGAUUAUCAAUGGAGGUGGUGGGGUGGGAUCUGUUGCAAGUCAGAUUGUCCGGGAGGUUUGA
Monascus purpureus is the source of this 285-nucleotide messenger RNA. NCBI's taxonomy places the organism in Eukaryota, Fungi, Ascomycota, Eurotiomycetes, Eurotiales, Aspergillaceae. The record is from the annotation of a GenBank genome assembly.